This is a messenger RNA of Effrenium voratum, 2543 nucleotides long. NCBI's taxonomy places the organism in Eukaryota, Dinophyceae, Suessiales, Symbiodiniaceae. The record is from the annotation of a GenBank genome assembly.
GUCCUCCCAAACAGGUCGCGUCCCAGGGCUCGUUUCUCGCCGCUCGCGCGCGGGAAAAACGAGCCAUGCCAUGGGCUCCAAAGAUGCCGCCCUGGCGGCGGUGGCGCUGGAUGGCCUCGACUUGCGCCACUUCUUCCCCCUGCGCGGCGACAAGGAGUUGGUGCUCGCCGCGGUGCAGCACACGGGCAUGGCCCUGUGCUAUGCAGCCAAAGAGCUCCAGGAGGACAAGGAGGUGGUGCUAGCAGCGGUGGCUCAGCAUUGGAUGGCCUUGCAAUACGCCUCGGACGAGAUGACGGAGGACAACGACGUGGUGCAGCUCGCAGUGUCUGCCAACGGCCUGGCCUUGAAGGAAGCAGGACCCCGAAGCAGGGGAAUGCUUGUCCACGUCAUGGAGGCCGUGAAGAACGACGGCCGCGCCCUCCAGUACGCCUCAGAAGAUUUGCGGAAGGAUCAUUUGGUCGUCAUGGAGGCACUGAAGUCGAACCCUGAGGCCCUAGAGUUUGCCCAUGAUGAUGUCAAGGAGGUGCUGGAAGUCAUUAUGCCAGCUUUGCGCCGUGACGGUGCGGUCCUCCGAUUCUUGCCGCACAGCAUGCGAGACAGCUGCGACGUGACCAUGGACGCGGUGCAGACCUGCGGCCUCGCGGUGUCCUUCGCGACGGCCAAGGUGAGGGCAGAUCGGGAGGUCAUGAUGACAGCUGCGCGCAAGGACGGCUUAGCACUGGCUUAUGCCGUGCAAGAACUGCUGGAUGAUGAGGAUUUGGUGGAGGCGGCGUGCGAAGAGAAUGCCUUGGCCCUGCAGUAUGCGUCGGACCGCUGGCGCAGCGACAAGGACUUUGUGAAGACUGUGCUGGGGCGAGAUGGUCGGGCGCUGGAGUUUGUCUCUGGAGGCCUCUCAGAUGACUUCGAGCUGUGCAUGGAGGCGGUGAAUGAAACCGGAGAAGCCUUGAUCCAUUGCUCCGCCGCCUUACGCGACAACGAGGACAUUUGCAGAAUGGCGCUGCAUAAUGAUGGACUGCAGCUUCUGAACGUGUCCCCGCGGCUGCGGCAGGACCGAGAGCUUGCACUGCUGGCCGUGAGCACACAUCCUCCGGUUCUGGCGCACUUGUUGGAGGAGCAGAUCUUCGAUCAGGAGCUGGUGAGCACUGCGGUGUCCCACGAUGGCCUGGUCCUGAUCUUUGCGCCUGAGACCAUGCGCGACGACGAAGUGGUGGUGCAAGCUGCUGUCUCUCAGAACGGCUUAGCUCUAGAAUAUGCCAGCGCCAGGCUGCGGUCCAAAUGCGAGAUUGUCCUGGCGGCGUUGGGUGAGAACCCUGAAGCAGUCCAUCAUGUCCUUCCCAUCAUGAGGGACGACCAGGAGAUGAUGGCCUUUGGCCAGGACCGGCGCCCGCACCUGCCCAGCCAGCUGAAGAGCAGGCUGCGGCCCCUGGCGUUGAAGAUGGCGCUUGCGCGGAUCCGCAUGUUCCUUGAGCCGCUGCUCAAGAAGCUGAAGGUGCACUGGGAACAGGCCCGGCCAAUCCUGCGGAAGCUCAACUCUCUGGAGGAAUUGCAGCUGGCGGCAGAUGAUCCGGAGGCCUUCUUGAAGGGGCUGGACAGCAGGGAGGACGUGGGCAUGGAUUGGAAGAUUGCCCUGCUGCGGCCCAGCCUGGAGCCCGUAGCCAAUGAGCGAAGCCUUUGGUGGGACGAGAUGGCACCGGUCCUGCGGAGCUGCUCUGCCAAGGAGCUCAAGGCAGCAUCCGAGGAUGGGAAGCGAUUCCUGGACUCCCUCAUGAGCAAGACGCGCGGUGAGACGGCCCGGCUGCUGUGCAUAGCACAGCUGCGCCGACCACUCUCGGCAGUUCUGCCCAAAGGGCUGCCCUGGCACGAUGUGGUGCCCGCAUUGCAUCAGGUGGAGACGGUCAAGGAGCUGCAAACGGCCCGGGAGGCUCCAGAUCUACUGCUCUGGAAGAUGAACUCCAACUCCCAGGAGUGGGCACCUGCGCUGCUGUAUCAAUUUCUCCGCCUGCGCCCAAAGAUGGAGCCCAAGUUGGCAGAGGUGGCGCCGGGUGUGUACUGGGAGGACUUCGCCAAGUCCCUUCAGGCCUUGGAGCCGCUGGAGCUGCUGCAAGCGGAGAAGAGCAUCUACCGCUUUCUGCAGCUUCUGGACAUCUAUCCGGCCGACCCUCCGGGCAGGUGGUGGUUCAUGGCGCGGCUGCGGCCGCACAUGGAGCUGCAACUAGAGACGCAGGGCAACACUUGGGAGGAAGCAGUGGAGAUGAUGUCCGAGAUGGACGCCGCCUUCGACCUGAAACCCGCGAUCCACGGGCCGGCGGCCUUCUGCCUGCGCCUGGCGGAGGGCCCUGCGCGCCUGGCCUUCGGCGCCUUCGGCGCCGACGGCGCCAACCGCACGCUGCGCCCGGAGGAUCUGCAAGGACUCCAGAUCAGAGUUUCCACGGCAGACAGCUUUGAAGGCGCAGCUGCGGCAACUGAGUCACCCUGAGUGCAGAUGUCGUUCUUUGCCGGUUCUUCAACGCUGGGCAUUACACCAGAAAGCAAAUGGAAGCAGC